This is a messenger RNA of Wickerhamiella sorbophila, 564 nucleotides long. RefSeq lists its product as hypothetical. The record is from RefSeq and is a predicted model, not a curated record. The transcript has a single exon. Bases 1 to 564 code for a protein of 187 amino acids. NCBI's taxonomy places the organism in Eukaryota, Fungi, Ascomycota, Dipodascomycetes, Dipodascales, Trichomonascaceae.
AUGGACUUUGCACACCGGCCACCAGUAACGAGUGCAUUGGUGAUUCUACUUGGUGCAGUUUCGGCUAGCGUGAAUCUCAAUUUGCUUUCUGAACGGCAUGUGGUCUUCCAGAUGUCCCGCAUACUGAGCGGAGACGCUUGGCGGCUCGGGUCGCUGUUUUAUUGCGGAGGACUGAUUAUCUUCAUAGUGACGUUGCCGGAUGUGCUGUCGUCGAGCUCGUGGCUCGAGACAAUGUACUAUCGGAACUCCAGAUCGUACUUGCUAGUGCUCUGCGUGCUGGGCAUUGUGUCCAUGAUGGCCUGCUCGGUGUCCGGCUACCCGUUUGCCUCGCAGCCGUUCCUUUUAGCCCUAAACUACUUGGAGUUCAGGCAAAAUUACCGCGGGCACAUGGUCAUGCUCUACCAGACGCUUUUCCGCCUGCUGUUUUCGUCGCUCACCAUGUUCGACCGGACCUACUUUGGCGCCAACGCCAUUGCAUUGCUAGCCACCCAUUUGAUCUACUACAUCCAGGACGUACUGCCACGAACAAGUGGCGUUGAUUUAUUGAAGCGUUUAAAAAGGUAG